Messenger RNA from Pectinophora gossypiella (pink bollworm), 3914 nucleotides. RefSeq names its product PRADC1-like protein. The transcript is spliced from 5 exons. The record is from RefSeq and is a predicted model, not a curated record. NCBI's taxonomy places the organism in Eukaryota, Metazoa, Arthropoda, Insecta, Lepidoptera, Gelechiidae. Bases 67 to 711 code for a protein of 214 amino acids.
UUUUUAAGGUUAAGUUCGUUUCUGUGAUCUGUCAUAGUGCAGUCGCCUAUAAUUAAUUAAUAAAACAUGCAAGAUACAAGUAUUUUCAAAUUCAAAUAUUUAGUGCCACUUUAUUCAAGCUUAUUGAUUGUGUUAUUUGCUGGCUUCGUAUCUUCGGGAGCCAAUGAUUUACAUUUUAACGAUGGGGCUUCUACAGCGGAUAUUAUUGCGGGAGAUGUUUUUUUUGAAAUUUUGGAUCCUCCCGAGCUUAGUUACUCUUUUCGUGUAAGGCCAGCUAAAGACUUUGGUGCAGUAUUUAAUGACAGUAUGCGGUUUGACAAAGCAAGAUUAGUCCCAACAGUUCCACUGCACAGUUGCACAGAUAUUCAGAAUCAAGAAGACUUGUUAGGGCACAUUGCAUUAUCUGAAAGAGGGGAGUGUUCGUUCGUGUUUAAAACUGCAAAAGCCCAGCAGGCUGGUGCUAGAGCUGUGAUCAUCACAGAAUCCAUAGACAAAUGGGAAGAUGCUCUCGACCACCUUAUAGAGAUGGUUGAUGAUAAGAUGGAAGUGGAUGUUAAUAUACCAGCAGGUUUCCUACUCGGGCGAAGCGGAGCCACGAUUCUGCGCACUUUAAGAAGAUUACAUAGAAGAUACGCAAUUAUCAACCUACCAGUCAACAUGACCCAUGUGCCUAUUAAUAAAAUGAAUCAGCCGCCUUGGAUUGCUUGGUAAUGUGAUAAAAUUCUAGUUGUUUACAUUGUAAAGGUCAAAUUGGGUAUUCAUUAUCAACUUUUUUACUGUGCAAUGAUUUUGACAAAUUUUAUGAAAUGAACUGCACUUAAAUAAAAUAGAGGACUAGUGAUCACCAUAGUAGAUUGUGUAUCCCAUUAUUUAGUAAUUUUUAAAUAAACUAGAUGUCUCUAGUUGUAUUUAAACAUUAUCAAUAUCUUCUAUUGUGUAUUCUUCAAUAAAAGAAGAAUAUUAUUAUGCAUACUGCAGGUGAGAUGGCAAUGACAUGUGUUCGGAAAUAGUUGAUUUUGUUAGCUGCAGCUCUUUAUUAUAUAAAAAAACUUAGAUGGCGUUGCAAAGUAUCAUAUUGGUGCUAAUUCCUGUAAAUACCAUCUAAUUUUAUUUUAAGUUAUAUCUGUCAUUUUCUUAUCCGCCGAAAAGGAAAGGGACGGGUUAUUGACAAGCAUAAAAUUUAUGGAACACACGUCAAUUUUAAGCACAAAUCUAAACCAACCGUCUAAAAAUUUUACAUCCGCCAAUAACCCGACACAGUUAGGUAGACAGCACGUCAAACGGAUUGCAUACCAGCGACGUACCUUUUGAUUCGCCCGGGUUAUUCAUUCAUUUACUCAUUCUUUAAAUCCCUCUGGAACAAAUGCGACACGUAAGUGGAAAUACGUUUCUUUUAUUCUUUCCGGGUUAUGCGUCGCAGUAUGGCGAUUGACUAAGUCCUCUAGUAUAGUUCGUCCAUGGAAUUACUCAUAAAUACCUUGUUACCGAGUGUUGGCUCUCAGGCCGCCUCAGUAGUUAAUGCAGCAAAUCUACAAAAGUCACGUAAAAAAUGCCCUAUAUUUAGGUUGAGGUCCAAAGAAACAGAGGUGAGGUUAGACAUUGCCUAUUAGAGUGUUCAGCAAUUGAUUACGGUUUAGAUGAUUAUCUAAUUUCUUCGUUCAUCGAGAAUUCCUUGUAAUGACUUCAGAAAUACUUUAUUUUGCCUGACUAAUUAUUUUAUUCUACUUCAUAACUAACAUAACAUAACAAAUACUUUAUCGCACACACAGGAAAUACAAGAUUCAAAAACAAAAGAUAAAUAAAAAGUACAAUAGGUGACCUUAUUGUUAAACAGCAAUCUCACCUAGGCAACAUUUGAGUAGAGGAGACUGACUAUUCUUUAUGUUAAAAGACUUAAUCACUAAGGUAACUAAGAGUUAUAUUUAAUAGGGACGUUUACUAUGUUCCGCCACACUUCCGCGAUUUGGUUGUGAGGAAAGUUGCAAUAUAUUGAGCAUGUUGCGCAAUUUAUUGCCGGCAAAUGUUGCUUAAUGAAUACCCGGUUUUAAUAACACGUGAUUGAUAAUGAUAAGAAUGAAAGAAGCUUUGGGUUUUGUUGGCCAAAUUCGUAUACAAUUAGUGGGUACAUUUUAGAACUAUUUAUGUCUUUAGUGGACUCAGGAAUGAACAAACCGAACAUAUUAUGGGUUUUAUUGUAUCGGAAAAUAACUGGAAAAAAGAAAUGUGAUUAUCAUUUCUAUGUUAUAUAGUUAAUAUUUUUCACUGAUGCAGCUGUAAAUUAAUGAAAUUAUCAUUCUUUCUGAAAAAAAGUAUUACAAUACUAUCUUCUUGGAAGCCGAAUAAUGAAGAUUAGUGUCAUAUUGUUUUUUUUAACAAACUAACAUAAUAUAUCUUCACGCCUGUAUCCCCGUAAGGGUAAGCAGAGGUGUAUAGUCGUUCUUUUAAAAAAUAUAAUGCCACAGAAAAAUUACUAGUAUACCUAUACUUGUGUUGCCAAUUAAAAUCCUUUUUCCUGAAACCUGCACAUUUUUACUUUUGUCGAGCUGUAAAAUUUACAACAUAACAUCACGCCUGUAACCCCAAAGGGGUAGGCAGAGGUGUAUAGUACUAUAUACACCCAAUCCUCGCCAGCUAUGUUUAAGUCCCAUUUAACCUCGUAAAGCCGAGGUUUCCAGACACAAUAGUAAAACAAUGGAGUUUGGAUUUUAAAAGGACUCGGCGUUACGACUUUAAUACGGACCAAUGAUAAUAUAGUUGAAAAUAUUAAGGAUCACAUACAACUGUAUCCGUUUAUCCUGUGAUUUAUAUUUUGUUGCCUACUGUACUUGUUGUAGGACUAUUCGCAGGGAAGUAUCGUACAUUUUAUCAAAGCAAAAUUAGGGCAAAAUGCAUGAUAUUUAUAAGUACCAAUUUUUAAAAAGAUAGGCGUGCGAUCUUUGUAGAAUCAUGGUGUUAUAUUAUUGUCAGGAUGUUGUUAACACAGCCUGAUAAACAGUUCUAAGUAAGUACAAAUAAUUUUGUUGUUUGUUAUUUUUUUUAAGCUACCAUGUUGCCAAAUACUUGAUGUGUUUUGUAUGUUUUAUUUCACACUUCGUUGUAGAACAAGUGACCAGUGAGAAUUUGAUUUAUUUUUAGAAGCUUUCCAGUUGGUGAUAAUAACUUGAAAUUGUAGUAUGAUUUGUGUCUAGGCUCCGUUGAAUAUAGGUUGAUGGAUUUGACAGCUGUCAGAACAAUACAUUUUCCUGUUUUGUCUCUCUUCCGCACUUGACUUUAGUGCGGAAGACCGCACUAGACUGCAUACUAAUACAGUCAAGACAGAAAGAGACAGAAAGAUAGUUCUUUCUGUACUGCUUACAAGUUAAUCAAGCCGUAUUUAACGUAGUGAUUUGUUGAUAUUUUUCUAGGGUUUAGUUAUUUUCAUCUAGUCUCUAGAUGUAAAAUUAUGAUAAGGCCACAAAUAGUUUAGCUGAGAUUGUUCAUGUCAUGUCAUGAGGUGUAACAUGUAUAAUAGAACCCUGUCGCUUUAACACAUUUGACAUUAUUGUCUACAAACCUAAUGUGACAUGGUACUAAAGUGUAUACAUAUUAAUGCUCGUGACCAUGACGAUAAGAAAAAAAAACAUGAAUAAUAUUCACUGAGCUUAUUUUUCAGUACUUGCCUCGGACCUAAUGAGACGGCCUUAACUUAUGAAAUUCUAUUAAAUAGUGUUGUAAAUACUGUUUGUUAUACCUUAAAAAAAGCAUAUUAGGCCUAAGGCCUACUUGGCUUAAAUAGUUUUCAAAACAUUUAAACACUGUUAUUUAUUGUAAUUGUGAAAAUAUGUAAACGUAAAAUAUGAAUCUCGUAAGAUUUCACUUAAGCAUGCCUGUAAAAAGUAUAAGGAUCUCAGUCGCAAUAAAAUAUGCUCCUGUAA